This is a messenger RNA of Episyrphus balteatus (marmalade hoverfly), 4431 nucleotides long. RefSeq lists its product as uncharacterized. Bases 107 to 4420 code for a protein of 1437 amino acids. The transcript has 4 exons. NCBI's taxonomy places the organism in Eukaryota, Metazoa, Arthropoda, Insecta, Diptera, Syrphidae. The record is from RefSeq and is a predicted model, not a curated record.
UGGUAUAAUCUGUUAAAUAAAUUACUUUGUCUCAUUUUUGUUAUUUGUUUAAAACAAACAGUUUUCUACUUGAAUAUACUACAAAUACAAACAUUUUGAUUUGUUUAUGUUUAUAUCAAUUAAAAUGGAAACAAAUACCGAUGGUUGUUUAAUAGAUUAUGAUUUGGAUUUUAUAACUCACAUAAAAAUAGAGGAAGAAACACUCAAUGAUGGUUAUUCAAAAUAUCAAAAUGAAUUUAAUAAUUUUUUAGUAAAAACACAAGAAAAUAUCCCAGAAAAAACUGUUACUUACAACAGUAGUUAUGAAGACAUUAUGCCAUUAAAUGAAAAUGAUCAUAAUGAUAAUGAUGAUGAAAAUAAUGAUGUUAAUAUUGAAAUAACAUCACAAGAAUUAUUAAUAUCAAUUAUUAAUAAAAGUCCAACAAAUCAAAUACUUUUCAAUGGAACAUAUUUUACCUUAAAGAAAACAUUGGGACCAUCGAUAAUUGCAACUUGUAUGUUAUGUCCUAUACAAACGGACAUAAUGGGCAUAUAUUGUUCCAAUUUUAAACAACACAUCAAAAAGGUACAUGGCAAUUCGAUUCUCAAAGAAAUAUAUAAAAAUAUUAAUAACAAUGAUGAUAAUGAUGAAAUAUUAUCGUCUGGUCACGAUAUGGACUACAAGCAAAAUGAGAACCAUAUAGAUUUAAAGCAAUUAAGUCUUUCCAAUCAAAUACUGUUUGAUGGAAGAUUUUUCGCAUUUAAAGGUUCAACAGAUAGACACAUGGUGGCAAUGUGUAAAUUGUGCAUACCAAACAAGAAACUUAAAGGAACAAUUCGUACAAGUUCGGAUUUUCUAAAUCAUGUAAAAUACAAUCAUGGGGAAGAUUAUAUCGAAGAAAUAAAUGAACAUAUUAGGUCAGAAAAAGAACGAUUGUUGGAGGAACAAGACAAUGAUGAUGAAGAUGACGAUGAUGAUAGUGACGAUAGUGAUGAUGAUGAUGAAAAUAAAAUGAAAUUGGAAAGCAAUCCUGAAUAUAAAAAAUUUGCCAGUUGUCGUAAAAAACGGUUCUCCUACAGCGAUUUUCGCAUUUAUAAAGGCUUAACUCUAACACAUCAAUUUCUUUUCGAUGGGAAAUUUUUCGCCUUUAUAACUAUGAAAAGAGCUCAUAAAAACGCAGCAAAAGUCUUUAUGGCAACAUGUCAAUUCUGUAAACCACACUAUGACGUUAAGGGAAGUCAUAUUAAGAGAUUUCAAGCUCAUCUCAAAAAAUAUCAUGGCGAUUCGAGUGUGGAAGAACUAAACGAAUAUAUUCGAAUUAAGACAUUAGAAUUGGAAGGAACGGUGACGAAUUCAGAUUCAUUUAAAGCAUCUUCAACAACAAGAACAUCGUUCACAAUCGAAAAUGAAGAAACAACUGAAAAUAAUUUAAGAAGCAAUUUAGAAACACAUGUGGAAACUAGUAAUCAAAGACCUGGUACAUCAUCCAAUGAUGAUACUAAUGAAACGAAAUCACAAAACUAUUCUGCUAACUCGAAUAGAUCAUUUAAAUCAAAAAAGAAAUAUACUCCAGACCCAUCUACGAGUAUAAAAGGAAAAUCAAGAGAGCAUCUCAAGAGACAUGCAGAAAAAUCAGUUAAAGAAAUAAAUGAUGUUGGUAAUGAGAAUGUAGGUGAUGUUGGAACAGCGGCUUCAAUAUUACCGUCACAUCACGAUAUGCAGUACCAGAAUAGAAUAAACUUAAAGAAACUAAGUCUACCCAAUCAGAUACUUUUUGAUGGAAGAUUUUUCACACUUAAAGGUUUAAAUGGUAGACACAUGAUUGGAAUAUGUAAAUUAUGCAAGCCAAACAGGGAACUUAAAGGAAUAAUUGGCAAUAAUUCGUCUUUUCUAGGACAUGUCAAAAUGCAUCAUGGGAAAAAAUAUGUCGAAGAAAUGAGAGAACAUAUUCGAUUGGAAAAAGAACAAUUGUUGGAGAAAAAAGACAAUGACGAAGAUGAUGGUGACGAAGAUGCUGAUAAUAAUCCUGACAAAAUGGAAAAUAACAAUGACGAAGAUGAUGGUGAUGAAGAUGACGAUAAUAAUACUGACAACAUGGAAUUCAAAAGUAACCCUGAAUAUAGACAAUUUGCCAGUUCUCGCAAAAGCUGCGCCGGAUACAAAGACUUUGUCCUUUAUAAAAGUUUAACUCUAACAAAUCAAAUACUUUUCGAUGGCAAAUUUUUUGCCUUUAAAAAUAUAAAAAAAACCCAUGCCAAGGGAUCAAAAGUCUUUAAGGCAACAUGUCAAUUCUGUAAACCACAUUAUGACGUUAAGGGAAUUCAAAUGAAAGAUUUUCAAACACAUUUCAAAAGAUAUCAUGGAGAUUCGAGUGUGGAAGAAUUAAACGAAUAUAUUCGAAUAAAUAUAUGUGUUAAAUUGGGAGGAAAAAAUCCACAUUCGUUUUCUGUUCCAUUCAAAACCAAUUCAACGACAACAUCAUCGAUAAAUGAAAAUGAAGAAAGUGAAAAUGAUUUGAGAAGCAGUGUAGAAACACAUCCGGAAAGUAUUAAUCAAAGAGGUGCUUCUAAUCGAGAACGAGAGCAUCUUAAGAGACCAGUUAAAGAAAUGAAUGAAUAUGGUUAUCCAAAAAAAUCUCGAUUGCAGAAGAAUAAUAAUAAUGAUGAUGAUGAUGAAGAAAUCAGCGAAAUUCAAACAAAUUUAUUAUCAUCAACAACAACAACAUCAUACAAAACCUUAAAUGAACUUCAACCAACAACAAUGUCAACAUUGGCACAAGCAGGUUUUUUGUUAUCAUCAGCAACAUCGACACCAAAAACAAUAAAUACUAAAUUACCACCACCGCUACAAACUAAAGAGAAACUUUCGAAUAAACAAUUAUUAAUAUUUAAUAAUAAAAUUAUAACAUUUUUCUUAAAAUCAUUUAGUCCAUUGGGUGCGGUAGCAACACCAGAAUUUUGGACAAUGUUUGAUAGCGGGAUACCUCGAAUUUCUGAAGAAGAUCUUAUCAAACAAAUUGAAGAAAAAUUUAUGUGGAUGAGAGAUAAAAUUAUUGCACUUCUAGAAAAUAUUGAUUUUAUUUGUAUAACAAUUGAUUUAUGGUCAUCAUCAUCAAAAUCUCAUUAUUAUUUAGCAGUAAUUUGUCAUUGGAUAGAUGCGAUUGAUUUUAAACGGAAAUCUGUUGCAAUUGCUUGUAAACGUUUUGAUAAGUUUGAAAAUCAAACUUGCACCGAUGUGAUCCUGGAACAAAUUCUGAACGACUAUCAUUUGCCUUUGAAUAAAAUCACAUCGAAAGUAACAAAAAAUUGCUACAAUUUUAGUCAGAUUUUUAAGAACCUAAAUAUAAGUACUAAAGCAAAGUCUGAUGCCAUUGAUGAAAAUCAUUCUUUAUUAUUUCAAACAAAGCAUCUAAUCUGUUACACAAAGACACUAAGUUUAAUAGCAACAAUCGAUAUACCGAAUGUAAUCGAUUCAAGUUCUUCAUUGAAGUUACUUAAUGAAUCAACUCUGAAAAAAGUUUUCGCAUUUUUAUCUGUGGCACAGUUCUUUCCUAAAGUCUCGCCAAUGCUGAAAAAUUUAAAGAAACCAGAUGUUACAAAAUGGAAUUCAAUUUACAAUUCGAUAUCAUUUGUAUUGAAACUUGAAGAGAAGUUAUCAUUUGUUAAACUUUUUUCAAUGGUCCAUAUGGAACCAUUUACUGAUGAAGAAGUCAAAUAUCUCCGAGAAUAUGUCAAAUGUUUGAAUCCUUUGGCAAUUGCAUUUGAGCGUUUGCAAUGCGAACAAGGUACAUACCAUGGCUUUGUUUUGCCAACUCUAUUGGAGAUGAGGAAAAAAUGUGAGAAACUUUUGGAAAGUAAUGACAUCACUCUAUGUCAACCGAUUUUGAAGACAAUUCUGAUAAAUUCUAUGAAAAGAUUUGAGGAGUAUUUCAAACCUAGCCAAAAAUCUGAGCUUGUUACUAUUGCUAGUUUGUCGCAUCCAUUUUUCAAAGAAAAAUGGGUUUCGGCCAUUGAUGAAUUGGAGAGAAAGAAUGUGCGGAAACAUUUUGUUGAAGUUGUUAAAACUGAGGCUUCCAAGGUUAAUAAUAAUAAUGGAGAAAAAGAUGUUCAGAAACCAGAAAGUGGCGGCGAUGAGGAAAUCGAUGAUUUUUACUUUGGCGAGGAUGAUCCAAAAGAUAUGACGAAAACAAAAAUGGCAAUUGAAUUGGAUGCAUUAAGAUAUUUGGGUGAUAAGCGAAGAGAUUUAAAAAUGCUAGACGAUUAUCCAGCUGUUAAACGAGUAUUUCUAAAAUACAAUACAGAUCUGUCAUCGUCAGAACCAUUUGAAAAACUUUUUCCAUAUGAAACACGAGAAUAUAUUGCAAGAUAUGGGAAAUUGGCAGAUGAGCUAUUUGAAGAGCGAGUACUGCUAAAUGUGAAUAAAGAUGAAUUAGCUUUAUAAACUAAAAAAAA